This is a messenger RNA of [Torrubiella] hemipterigena, 1461 nucleotides long. Lineage: Eukaryota; Fungi; Ascomycota; Sordariomycetes; Hypocreales; Clavicipitaceae. The record is from the annotation of a GenBank genome assembly.
AUGGCCCCCAAGUCCACCAAAGCUGCCGGCGCCCCGGCCCAUGGCUACGAAUUCUUUGGCCCUCCCGGCGCCGCAGGCAUUUCAUUUGGUCUCCCGAUCCUCUGCUAUGUCUUUACCUUUGUCUGCAACGACAUCUCCGGCUGCCCCGCGCCAUCGCUUCUCAGCCCCAAGACGUUCUCUCUCGAUCAGCUCAAGCGCGAGGCUGGCUGGCCUGAAGAUGGCAUCUGGGGCCUUGCCAGCUGGAAGGCUAGCGCUGCCAUGGCUGCCUACUACCUCCUCAACUUGAUUCUGUACCGCGUUCUCCCCGCCCAAGAGGUAGAGGGCACUGUCCUUGCUACAGGAGGACGUCUCAAGUACCGCUUCAACACUCUAUACUCCAACACUCUCACCCUUGCUCUUCUUGCUGCCGGUACCGCCGCCCAGGGCGCCAACUUUCCCGUCUGGGUCUUUAUCAGUGAAAACUACGUCCAACUUCUGACAGCCAGCAUCAUCAUUGCAUACAGUCUCUCUACCUUUGUCUAUGUGCGAAGCUUCAGCGUCAAGGCCGGCAAUGUGCAGAACCGUGAGCUUGCUGCGGGCGGCCACACAGGCAACCUGCUCUACGAUUGGUUCAUUGGCCGUGAAUUGAACCCCCGCGUCACUAUCCCCCUCAUUGGCGAGGUCGACAUCAAGGAGUGGUGCGAGCUGCGUCCUGGCAUGAUGGGCUGGAUCAUUCUAAACUGCUCCUUUUGUGCCCAGCAGUACCGCAACUUCGGACAUGUCACUGACAGCAUCAUCUGCAUCACCAUUGUUCAGGCUCUGUACAUCAUCGACUCGUGGGUGUUUGAAGCCGCCAUCCUGACAACCAUGGACAUCACCACCGACGGUUUCGGUAUGAUGCUGGCCUUUGGCGACCUCGUCUGGGUUCCAUUCGUCUACUCUCAGCAGACCCGCUACCUCUCCAACCAUCCGCUCUCUCUGGGCCCAAUCGGACUGGCAGCCAUGCUUGCACUUAUUGGUGUUGGAUUCUUCAUCUUCCGCUCGGCCAAUCUUGAAAAGAACAACUUCCGUAACAACCCUAAUGACCCCAAGGUUGCUCACCUCAAGUUCAUCCAGACCAAGACGGGCAGCAAGCUGCUUACAUCCGGCUGGUGGGGCGUAGCCCGCCACAUCAACUAUCUUGGCGACUGGAUCCAGUCCUGGCCCUACUGCCUUCCCACCGGCAUGGCCGGCUACCAGAUACUGGCCGCUGGUAGCUGGGCUGGUGAGGAUGCGUAUGUAAUGCAGGAUGGCCGCCAGGUUAUCCAGGGCAAUGCCAAAGGGUGGGCUAUUCCCAUUACGUACUUCUAUGUUGUGUAUUUUGCAGUUCUCCUGAUUCACCGGGACCGCCGCGAUGAUGAAAAGUGCUACCGUAAGUAUGGAGACGACUGGGUCAAGUACAAGAAGGUCGUUCGCUACCGCAUCAUUCCAGGUAUUUACUAG